Messenger RNA from Nilaparvata lugens (brown planthopper), 411 nucleotides. Its product is annotated as biogenesis of lysosome-related organelles complex 1 subunit 1-like. Gene Ontology annotation, cellular component: BLOC-1 complex. The record is from RefSeq and is a predicted model, not a curated record. The transcript has a single exon. Gene Ontology annotation, biological process: endosomal transport. The annotation marks the transcript as partial. Lineage: Eukaryota; Metazoa; Arthropoda; Insecta; Hemiptera; Delphacidae.
AGUAGCCAGGCCUACCUGAACCAAAAGCGGCUAGACGCAGAGGCAAAGCAGCUCCACCAGAAUACAGCCGCGUUCGCUAAGCAGACCCAGCAGUGGCUGACUCUGGUUGAAGGUCUCAGCUCGGCUCUCAAAGAAGUCGGGGAUGUCGAGAACUGGGCUAAGAGCAUAGAGGAUGACAUGAGAGUGGUCACUAGUGCUCUAGAGUAUGCCUACAAAGUUACUCAGGAAUCAUAGACUCAUCAAAAACAGUCACAAAUCAAUUAAAUCGAACUAUCAUAAACUAGUGUUUCAGGCUCAACUCACACUUACGCGACUCAGGUCGAGAAGAGACUCGACUCUAGUCGAGAGUAUGUGUUUUCAAAAGGUUUGAUUGAUUGAUUGAGUACUUAAUUUAUGUAGAUUACAAUAUAU